CCUGGAGCCGAUGGCUGGUCUGAACGUGUCUCUCUCGUUCUUCUUGGCCACCAUUGCCCUGUGCCAGGCGGCCAGGAGGGUGUCCAAGGCCCUGCUCCCCAAAGGUGCCUACGUCAGCUUUGCCCUGGAGGCGGCAGGCGCGGCCCAGCUGGGGGCCUGCUGCCUGGAGAUGCGGAUGCUGGCAGAGCUGGGCCCCUGGGCGGGCGGCUUCGGGCCCGACCUGCUGCUGACCCUGCUCUUCCUGCUCUUCCUGGCACACGGGGCCACCUUCGACGGGGCCUCGGCCAACCCCACCGUGUCCCUGCAGGAGCUCCUCCUGGCCGAGGCCUCUCUGCCCGGCACUCUGCUCAAGCUGGCGGCCCAGGAGCUGGGCAUGCAGGCGGCCUGCGCCCUGACCCGGCUCUACUGGGCCUGGGAGCUCAGCGACCUGCAUGUCCUGCAGAACCUCAUGGCCGAACACUGCAGCUCCGCCCUGCGCACGACCGUCCCCCACGGCGCGCUGGUGGAGGGCGCCUGCGCCUUCGUCUUCCAUCUGACCCUCCUCCGCCUCAGGAAUAGCCUUCCCGUCUACAGAGUGCCCGCCGUGGCUCUGCUGGUCACCAUCAUCGCCUACACAGCUGGACCCCUCACAUCUGCCUUCUUCAACCCCGCCCUGGCCGCCUCGGUUACCUUCCACUGCUCAGGGCACACCUUGCUGGAAUACGCCCAGGUGUACUGGCUGGGCCCUCUGACAGGGAUGGUGCUGGCCGUCCUGCUGUACCAUGGCCACCUCCCCCGCCUUUUCCAGAGGAACCUGCUGUACAGUCAGAAGAACAAGUAUCGAACCCCCAAAGGGAAGCCGGCCUCAGGGCCUGAAGGCACCCAGACACCCACAGAGGGGUGCAGAGGCCAGGAGUCUGGGCAGAGGCGGGUGGGGCAGCAGCCGCUGGGCUCCCUGUGA
Messenger RNA from Myotis brandtii (Brandt's bat), 940 nucleotides. RefSeq names its product aquaporin 12B (gene AQP12B). NCBI's taxonomy places the organism in Eukaryota, Metazoa, Chordata, Mammalia, Chiroptera, Vespertilionidae. Gene Ontology annotation, molecular function: channel activity. Gene Ontology annotation, cellular component: membrane; cytoplasm. Bases 11 to 940 code for a protein of 309 amino acids. The record is from RefSeq and is a predicted model, not a curated record. Gene Ontology annotation, biological process: transmembrane transport. The transcript has 3 exons.